AUGUUUAAUCCUAAACCUAUGGAAAAUCUUAGUGAUUAUUAAUGCUUUUAAAAUCAUUGUAUGCCUAUAUGUUCUGUAAAUAUGGAACCUGGUCUAGCUUUAGAUAAAAGAUUUGUUUGUAAAAAUUGUAUAGAAGUAACUCAUUUACCUGUUUGUCCAUUAAAAAAUGUUAUCUAAAUUAUAGAAAAACCAAUAAAAUAAAAAUUAAACUAAUAUGAAUAAAUCAUAACCCCUCAUCUAGAUUUACUCAAAUAAUUUUAUGAUAAAAUCUCUUUAAUGGAGUCUAUUAUUUUGAUGUAGCUAGAUUAAUUGACUGUCAUAGUUAAUGAUUGGAUUUCUAGUAUUAAGGAAAAAGGAGAAUAAAUAGCUUGUUAUAACUUUUUCAAUCAAUUAGACCUUUUAAUAAAUAAAUAACAAUCAAUAAAUAAACUAGAAACAAAAUAAAUUUAUUUUGAUUUGAUUACUCUAAAUGAUACUUAAAUUAAAUUGUUGAAUUCAUAGUUGGAUCCAUUCAAAUAUUUUGAAGGAUAUAAUUAAUUUCAAAAGUUAAUGAAAUAAAUUGUUACAAGCUUGGAUAAAUUUGAUUUAAAAGGAGGUCUCUUUUUUUAAGAAUAAAAUAAAUAAUAACCAAUAAAAUCUCAAAUAUAAUAAUAAUUAGGAAGAAAAUUAUUAGAAUAAUAAAAUAAAUAAACAAUAUCAAAUUCAAUUUUAUAAAAAAAUAGUGUAAGUAGCUCAUUUUAAUAUGAAAUCAUUAAAAAAUUAACAUAUGAAUAAGGAGAAUUAUGUUAAGCUUUGGCUAUUAAUUUUAAUAAUACUCUUAUUGCAAUAGCUUCUGAAUGCAACAUUAAUAUUUUAAAAAUAAAUUAAUCUUUAAAUUAAGAACCAGAGCUUUUAUAAAACUUAGAAAGGAUUCACAAAAAUCAUGUUACAACUCUAAAUUUCUUUAAAAAACAAUCAUAAAUUUUGAAUUAGCUAGUGUCAGGCUCUUUAGACUCUACUAUUAUAAUUUGGACUCCAGAUCAAUAAUUUACUUAAUGGAAUGCUUUAUUCUAAUUAAAAAAUCAUUUUUAUGCUAUUAAUUGUUUAUAAAUAAGUAAUUCUUUAGAAGAUUUUAUAGUAAGUGGAUCUGCUGACAAAACUAUUAAAUUUUGGUCUUUAAAUCCUUUAAAAUAUUGGAUUUGUUCAUAAACGAUUUAAGAACAUACUUCAUAUGUUUAUGGUUUAUCUAUUAAUGAUGAAGGAAAUUAAUUACUUUCUUGUGGAAAUGAUAAUUAUAUUUUAAUCAUUCAUAGAUCUAAUUAAUAAUAAUGGUAAAUAAAAUAAAGGAUACUUAAUGAUGGAAUUAGUAUAUCAUUCAUAACAAAUUAAACUUUUGCUUGUUAGUCUUUGGAUGGAACAUCAUUAACAUUUUAUAUUAUUGAUUAAAUAAAUGGAGAAUACAUUAAAUAUAAUACAUUUUAGAUUCAAACAAGAGGGAAAGGAAAUUCACUUUAUUUUCCUUUGUAUUACAAUACAUCUAAAAAUAUUCUACUAUCAAAAAAUGGGCACAAUAUAAAUUUAAUUAGUUUUGCUAACAAUUCUCUUUUAGACUGCCAAAUUGUUUUAGAAUAGGCCAUAUUUUUUGUUUAAAAUAUGAUUUAUGGUACAAUGAGUGAUGAUGGAACUCUUUUGGUAACAUGGGAUUCGAAAUCAAGUAAGAUUUAAUUUAGAAAAUAUAAGCAAAUUUGA
Messenger RNA from Paramecium sonneborni, 1728 nucleotides. NCBI's taxonomy places the organism in Eukaryota, Ciliophora, Oligohymenophorea, Peniculida, Parameciidae. The record is from the annotation of a GenBank genome assembly.